This is a messenger RNA of Microdochium trichocladiopsis, 1062 nucleotides long. Its product is annotated as guanine nucleotide-binding protein, alpha-1 subunit. Gene Ontology annotation, biological process: G protein-coupled receptor signaling pathway. Gene Ontology annotation, cellular component: heterotrimeric G-protein complex. NCBI's taxonomy places the organism in Eukaryota, Fungi, Ascomycota, Sordariomycetes, Xylariales, Microdochiaceae. Gene Ontology annotation, molecular function: G protein-coupled receptor binding; G-protein beta/gamma-subunit complex binding; GTPase activity. The transcript has 4 exons. The coding region runs from base 1 to 1062 and encodes 353 amino acids. The record is from RefSeq and is a predicted model, not a curated record.
AUGGGUUGCGGAAUGAGCACGGAGGAGAAGGAGGGCAAGGCCCGCAACGAGGAGAUUGAGAACCAGCUCAAGCGCGACAAGAUGAUGCAGCGCAACGAGAUCAAGAUGUUGCUUCUCGGUGCUGGUGAAUCCGGAAAGUCCACUAUCCUGAAGCAGAUGAAGCUCAUCCACGAGGGUGGUUACUCACGCGACGAGCGUGAGUCCUUCAAGGAGAUCAUCUUCAGCAACACUGUCCAGUCUAUGCGUGUCAUCCUCGAGGCCAUGGAGUCUCUCGAGCUGCCUCUCGAGGACCAGCGUAUGGAGUACCACGUCCAGACCAUCUUCAUGCAGCCUGCUCAGAUUGAGGGCGAUGUUCUCCCCCCGGAGGUCGGCAACGCCAUCGAGGCUCUAUGGAAGGACCACGGCGUCCAGCAGUGCUUCAAGCGCUCGCGCGAGUACCAGCUCAACGACUCUGCCAGAUACUACUUCGACAACAUCGCCCGUAUCGCUGCGCCUGACUACAUGCCCAAUGACCAGGACGUACUCCGCUCCCGUGUCAAGACUACUGGUAUCACAGAAACCACCUUCAUCAUUGGCGACCUCACCUACCGCAUGUUCGAUGUUGGUGGCCAGCGUUCCGAGAGAAAGAAGUGGAUUCACUGCUUCGAGAACGUCACUACCAUCCUCUUCCUGGUUGCCAUCUCUGAGUACGAUCAGCUUCUGUUUGAAGAUGAGACGGUCAACCGCAUGCAGGAGGCUCUUACCUUGUUCGACUCGAUCUGCAACUCGAGGUGGUUCAUCAAGACCUCGAUUAUUCUGUUCCUCAACAAGAUCGAUCGCUUCAAGGAGAAGCUCCCCGUCAGCCCCAUGAAGAACUACUUCCCCGACUACGAGGGCGGUGAUGACUAUGCGGCCGCCUGCGACUACAUCCUGAACAGAUUCGUCAGUCUCAACCAGCACGAGACGAAACAGAUCUACACACAUUUCACAUGUGCCACUGAUACGACACAAAUCCGCUUCGUCAUGGCGGCUGUAAACGAUAUCAUCAUUCAGGAGAACCUCCGCCUGUGCGGUCUUAUCUGA